Molecule: messenger RNA, 2857 nt
Organism: Oenanthe melanoleuca
Lineage: Eukaryota; Metazoa; Chordata; Aves; Passeriformes; Muscicapidae
Product: cilia- and flagella-associated protein 45-like
Exons: 11
Coding region: 93-1703 (536 amino acids)
Source: RefSeq, a predicted model, not a curated record
CCCAGCGGUUGGUUCUAUCACAUUGUGACAGUCGGCGGAGGGACAUUGUCACACCUCCCACCCUCCGUGACAGCGCCGGCACUGGCAGUGCCAUGGCAGCCGCGACUGGCGGCACAGGGUCCCGGUCCCUCUGUGCCGGGGGCUCCUCCCGGGGGUCCCUCCUCCCCCGCCGUCGGCAGCUUCACCCACCGGGAUUUCUAUCCGUCCUUCCCAAGGGCACAGACGCCAGCAGCCCCAUUGUGACCCUUCAGGAUGUGCCUAAAGAUCUUAAGGGAUCCCCUCCCACCAUUGGAUACAAACCAAAGACCACCAGAAUCAUCACCAAGGACCUGAUCCGGGACCUCGUCAUUCCCCAGGAGAAGCCUCAACCGUGUCUCAUCAUUGGAGAAAAGGAAUAUGAGAGGAUCAAGGAAUCAGCUCAAGCCUCAACUGAUGUGGACCGUUGGGACAGGCUGAAGACCCUGAAAGCCAGACAGGACGCUGCUUUCAAAGCCCUGAAAAAGGCCCAGAUGGAGGAGCAGAGAAAGGCAGAAGUGGAGGAUGAGAGGGACCAUCGGAGAGGUGUGGAGGAGGAGGAGCUGCAGCAAGAGGAGCAGAAGCUGCUACAGCGGGCCAUGAGGAUGAGGCUGGAGCAGGAGGAAGAGAUGCGGCAACUGAACACACUGUUACUCAAUGCCAAGUGCAACAUGAUCUGGGACAAGCAAGUCCUGGAGAAGCGGAUGAUCCACAAGGAACUGGCGGAGGAGGAGAAGCGCCUGGACAAGAUGUUGGAAAUGGAGCGGGAGAAGGGCAUGGAGGUGCAGGAGGAGCUGGAGCGCUGCAGAAAGCAGGAGCUGAUCAGAGCCAGGCAGCACAUUGUGAAGCAGAUGGAGCAGAAUGCAGAGGAGCAAGCGCUGAGGGCUGAGGAGCUGUACCAGGAGGGCCAGAGGCAGCUGGAGCGCCUGGAGCAGAUGAAGAGGGAGGAUCAGAAGGCCUGGGAGCAGAAACAGCAGCGACUAAAACAAAUCCAUGACGAGAUUAAACAUUUCAACGUGGAGAGCCAGAGGCUGAAGGAUAAACAGCGGGAGCAGGAGAGGCUGGAGGACGAGCGGGUGCUUGAGCAUCAGCGGCAGAAGGCUGAGCGCGAGGCUGCUUUGGAGGCAGAGCAGGAACAACUGCGCCUGGAGAAGGAGAAGGAGCUGGCCCGGCUCAGGGCCACGCAGAAGCAGGCCCAGGACUGGCAGGCAGAGCGGGAUGCUCUGAAGGCCAAGAGGAACCAAGAGGCUGCAAACAGGGAAUGGCGGCGGCAGGAAAUGGAGAAGGCACAGAGGAAGGCAGAGAUGGAGCAGCAGCUGAGGCAGGACCAGCUGCAGCAGGUAGCCCAGAAGGAACAGCAUUUGGCCAUGCAGAUGGAGCAGGACCGCCAGGAAUUCCAGAGGGUGCUCAGGGCCCACCAGGAGCAGCUGGAGCAGGAGAAGCUGCAGCAGGAGCAGAGGGAGCUCCGGCAGCGCGCCCAUGCCGAAGAUCUGCGGCGGCAGAUCCAGGAGCUCCGGCAGCAGCGGCAGCGCGAGCGGGUGGCCGUCACUGAGGAGGGCUGGCAGCAGGAGCAGGAGAUCCGGCAGCGCAGCCAGUGCCUCGCCCAGCUCAGGCAGCAGAAGCUGCAGGAGUUCAGAGCCACCGGAAUACCUGAAAAGUACUGUGCCCAGGUGGAGCGCAAAGCCUAGAGCCGAGCCAGCACAGACCCCUCCUAGGCCCAGCCCUACAAGGAACCAGCUGCAAUUCCAGCAAAGAUUUGGGGUUCCAUUUGCAUUGCCUAAAUUUUCCAGUAAACAGUGGUUUUGAGCAGAUGGUGUUUUCCAUCCUUCCCUGGCCUCAGAGCUCUUGGGGAGGAGCUGCCCACAGGGCUGGAGGAGUCUUGAUGUUCCUUGUUCCUUGGCCUCACCAGUGCUGAGUACAAGGGAAGAAUGACCUCUCUGCUCCUGCUGACCACAUCAUUCCUGAUCCAGGCCAGGAUGCCAUUGCCUUCUUGGCCACCAGGGCACAUUGCCGGCUUAUGUUCAGUCAGCUGUUGACCAGUACCCCCUGCUCCCUUUCUGCCUGGGCACUGUCCAGCCACACCAUCCCCAGCCUGUAACAUUGUAGGGGUUAUUGUGGCCAAAAUUCAGGACUCUGUACUUGGACUUAUUAAAUUUUAUCUUACUGGACUCUGCCCAUCCAUCCAACCGUGCCAGGUCUCUCUGCAGAGCCCUCCUACCUUCCAACACAUCAACAUAUGCUCCCAGCUUAGUGUGGUGUUGGGAUUUGUGUUUUGUUCUCUUACUAUCCCAGUUUAAAGAAUUUUUUCACAUUAUUAUGCUAAGAGAGCCUGCCAGGUUAAGCCCAGGCUCUUUCCAGGAUUCUAGGCAAAGGGGUAGGUGGGGGACUGGCUUCCGGGUGCUGCUCUCUCAUCAACGAGCUCAGAGGCGAAGGACUGUUGUCUCCAGCUCAUGCAAUCGGAACCCCGGGGAGCCAGGCUCUCUCUGCUGUGGGACAUUGUUCUGCAUCUGCUCCACUCCAGCCUACCAUCUCUGAGACCACAGCUGGCCACCAGGACUCAAACAGUGAGUGGGGAGCUGUUCCUCCACCCUGCUCCCACCUGAGACACAGCGCAGCCGCUGACACCUCCUCUCUCCUCUGCUCCUGUCUGCUCUCUGCACCUGUGCGGACUCUGGCACAUUUUUCACCACCAGGAAGAGACACAGACAGAGUGUGUCUGCUGCUGAAGAAAGGACUGGAACUGAGCUAUUUUUUCUGUGUUGAUGUUAACUUUUCAUAGCUGCUGUUGUUUCUGUUUGUCCAGUUAGAUAUAUUAGUAAAGAGCUGUUAUUCCUACCCCCUU